CAUCUGCAGUUUCUCUUAAAAAUUCCUAUUCCACCCACAAUGGCCUCAAAGGACCUCCCCCCAUCGACCGCUCCCUUCUUCCCCAAUGUGUUCUUUUAUAACCAAUUCUGUGCCAAGCCCAACUGGCCACCCGCAACUACAAACCUCUCUGGUCAAGUUGCCAUAAUCACUGGAGGAAAUAGUGGACUGGGAUAUGAAUGUGCAUCCCAGCUUCUAUCCCUUCAACUGAGCCACUUGAUCCUCGCCGUUCGCUCUCCCGAAAAGGGGGAAGCCGCAGCAGCUAAGCUUCGAGCCGUUAAUCCCACGUCAACAAUAGAUGUAUGGCCACUUGACAUGAGCUCAUAUGUCUCCAUACAAAGCUUUGCAAAGCGGGUCGAAAACCAUCUUCCUCGCCUAGAUAUUGCUAUCCUCAAUGCUGGGGUGAGACAAGCCCAGUUCACCACCAAUCCGAACACCGGCCACGAGGAAACAAUCCAAGUCAACUAUCUCUCAACCAUGUUCUUAGCCAUUCUACUUCUUCCCAGCUUGAAGAAGAAAUCUCCGAGGGGAGAGUCGGGCCGGUUGACUAUCGUCAGUGCGGCAUUAUCGCUUCUGCCAAGCUUACCCGACGUGAAGGAUGCGCCACUUCUGAAGUUGUUCGAUCGCCGAGAUACAUUUGACGUCAAUAGCAGUUACUGCAUGUCAAAACUUCUAGCUCAUGCGUUUCUCUAUAAGCUGGCUGAAUAUGUCGCCGCAGAUGAUGUGAUUGUUAACCUAGCAGAUCCAGCCUUCGUGAAAGGCACGGACCUGGGGCGGGAUUCGCCUGCUUAUGCGAAGGCUGGGUUGGCGGUAUUUGGAGCAUUGACAGGAAGGACAGUCAAGGUUGGUGCAUCGACGUAUGUUGAUGCUGCUGUACUAAAAGGGAAGGAGUCGCAUGGGUGCUUUCUGAUGAGUUGGAAGAUUGAGCCGUAUGUAUUGCCGACUUCUUUUGGAUUUCUCACAUCAUGACUGAUCCACGUACGUUCAGGUUUAAUGCGUCGUUGUAUACGCCCGAGGGGAAGCAAUCUAUUGAGCAGCUGUGGCAGGAGACGAUGGAUGAACUUGAUUUUGCCGGUGUGCGAAGAAUACUUGAGACUCUGUAGUUCUCAAAAGGGCCGAAUCAUCUAGUCGCUGUCAUUCGAUAAUUGUUUCUCACAGUUGAAACCGGGUUCUUAGAUCUAUGAUAUUGAAGAGUUAGCAGUACCAGAGCAAUUUCAUUCCUAAGAAGUUACCAACGGGCGGGAUACAGAAGAGUAGAGCAAAUUCCCAUGUAUAGCUCAUGCGAUGAAAAGCUUCGCUUAGGCUCUGAAAUGUCUGCGCAUAAGCACACCCAAUGCAGUAUAGAAAGGAGAUUUCAGGACUCUAUGACGUUGAAGAAAUCCGUAUGCCUCUCAAAUCUCCAGAUCAAUCGGGGAGUGGGGA
This is a messenger RNA of Aspergillus piperis CBS 112811, 1440 nucleotides long. Its product is annotated as putative short-chain dehydrogenase/reductase family protein. The record is from RefSeq and is a predicted model, not a curated record. The coding region runs from base 40 to 987 and encodes 315 amino acids. The transcript has a single exon. NCBI's taxonomy places the organism in Eukaryota, Fungi, Ascomycota, Eurotiomycetes, Eurotiales, Aspergillaceae.